Messenger RNA from Quercus lobata, 1644 nucleotides. RefSeq names its product cytochrome P450, family 724, subfamily A, polypeptide 1 (gene CYP724A1). NCBI's taxonomy places the organism in Eukaryota, Viridiplantae, Streptophyta, Magnoliopsida, Fagales, Fagaceae. Gene Ontology annotation, biological process: sterol metabolic process; brassinosteroid biosynthetic process; multicellular organism development. The transcript is spliced from 9 exons. Gene Ontology annotation, molecular function: oxidoreductase activity, acting on paired donors, with incorporation or reduction of molecular oxygen; iron ion binding; heme binding. Bases 54 to 1484 code for a protein of 476 amino acids. The record is from RefSeq and is a predicted model, not a curated record.
GAAUAGACAGGCUUGUGAAUUUCAUCUGCAAGAGAUAUCAUAUAUCAGGCACUAUGGUUUUGAUUUUUCCUAUUAUAUUAGCUCUGUGUUUAGGCCUAGUUUUGUCUUUUCUUCUCGUAAACUUCUUCAGGAAACAAGAUGCUCCAAACUUACCUCCUGGGCACAUGGGAUGGCCCCUUUUGGGAGAGACUAUCGGCUUCCUCAAACCCCAUAAAUCAAACUCUAUUGGAAGCUUCUUACAACAACGUUGCUCUAGGUAUGGGAGGAUUUUUAAGUCUCAUCUAUUUGGCUCACCAACCAUAGUUUCCUGCGAUCAUGAGUUCAACCUUUUCAUUCUUCAGAAUGAGGAGAAGCUAUUUCAGGUGAGCUACCCCAAGUCCAUGCAAGGCAUUCUUGGGAAGUAUUCUUUGAUUAUCGCAACCGGAGAGAUUCACAAGAAGCUUAGAAGCUUUGCUGUCAGCUUCAUCGGCACGUCCAAGUCAACACCAGAAUUCUUUCAUCUUGCGGAAAAUAUGUCAAUCUCAAUGAUGGAUUCAUGGAAAAGCUGUAAACCAGUUUCGUUUUACAAAGAAGCUAAAGAGUUUGCACUCAAAAUUAUGGUGAAGGAGAUUUUGAGUAUUAAACCAGAUGAACCACUAGCCUCAAAGAUAUUAGAAGACUUCGAGACCUACAUGAGAGGCUUUGUGUCUUUGCCACUAAAUAUACCUGGGAGUGCAUAUGCCAACACUGUGAAGGCUAGAGCAAGACUUUCUUCCACUGUUAAACAAAUGAUUAAAGAGAGGGAACAAAGGAAUAUUGUGGGGCUUAUAGAAAGAGGAGACUUCUUAGAUGUGGUUUUGUCAAAGAAGAGCCUAACCAAUGACGAGAUAGUAAGCAUUGUAUUGGACAUCUUGUUAGGGGGUUACGAGACAACUGCAACACUGAUGUCCUUAAUUGUCUACUUUCUUGGGCAAGCACCAAAUGCUUUAGAAAAUUUGAAGGAAGAACACCAAGGGAUAAGGAAAAGAAAAAAGGAUGGAGAACCUUUGAACUGGGAAGAUUACAAGAAAAUGAAGUUCACCCGCAAUGUUAUAUGUGAAGCAAUGAGAUGUGGGAAUGUAGUAAAAUUUCUGCACAGGAAAGCUCUGCAAGAUGUUAAAUAUAAAGAUAUUCUCAUACCCUCAGGAUGGAAGGUUUUUCCCAUCUUCACAGCAGUAAAUUUUGAUUCAGCUCUCCAUAAAAACCCCUUAGAGUUUAAUCCUUGGAGAUGGUUUGAUGAAGAAACAAGCAAAAAAGUGUCACCGUUUGGUGGUGGACCAAGGCUAUGUCCAGGUGCUGAACUUGCCAAAGUAGAGAUUGCAUGCUUCCUUCAUCAUCUUGUCCUUAAUUAUAGGUGGAAAACAAAAGCAGAUGACUACCCACUUGCUCACCCUUAUGUGGAAUUCCGAAGAGGCUUGCUACUGGAGAUUGAACCAAUAGGGAAGAUUUUUGGAAGGGAAUCUUAGUUGGGUUUCAACUAUUUAUGUCCUCAAAAGCUAAAGUCAAGCCUAUUCGCAUUAGGGACCAAACAAGUUGUGACUCAUUGAAAUGUUGGGAUUGAAGCCCCCCCUAGAAUAUUUAAUAGUCCCCUAUUCAGCAAAAAUAAAUAAAUAAAUUAAUUAAAUA